AUGACACUUCAAUUCGAUGGUUGUGCGUAUUUUCGUCAGCGGUUGGUUUUAUCAACACUGAGCUGUACUCCAAUCAAGAUUAAAAAUAUCCGAUCACAAGAAAACGAACCUGGACUGCGCGAUUCUGAAAUCAAUCUCUUACAUUUAUUAGAAAAGCUAACAAAUGGAAGUAAAGUCGAAAUUAAUGCGACUGGCACUUCGCUCUAUUAUGUUCCUGGUGCAUUAAUUGGUGGUACUAUUGAACAUCAAUGUUCAUUACAGCGUGGAAUCGGAUAUUUUCUUGAACUUGUCCUCUAUAUGGCCCCGUUCAUGAAAACGGCUCUAGAACUCCGUUUACAAGGUGUUACGAACGAUCGAGAUGAUCCUUCCGUUGAUUUAAUUAAAUAUUCCGCACUACCGGUGAUGAAACGAUUCUUAGGGUCAGAUGACGGUUUAGAAUUAAAAAUAAACAAACGAGGCGCGAAGCCGAAUGGUGGUGGUGAAAUACUUUUUCGUUGUCCCACAAAAAUGAAGUUACGACCAUGCCAGUGGACAGACACAGGAAAAAUCAAACGAAUUCGUGGCGUUGCCUACGCUAUGCGUGUGUCGCCAAGUUUAGCCAAUCGCUUGAUUGAAACUGCUAAAGGAUUACUACUGAAAUUUCUGCCCGAUGUUUACAUCUAUGUUGAUCAUCAAAAAGGAUCGAAUGCUGGCUUAUCGCCUGGUUAUGGUUUAACUUUAGCUGCUGAAACCAAGAAUGGUUCGGUUAUAGCAGCAGAAAGUUGUUCGAUACCACGAGCAGAGGAGGGUUCGGCAACAACGAUUACUAUUCCCGAAGAAUUAGCAAAAGAAGCGGUGCACAAACUUCUCGAUGAAAUUUACAAAGCAGGCGUUGUUGACUCGUUCGGUCAAGCAUUGAGUUUUCAUUUCAUGGCACUCAAUCAAGCAGAUGUAUCCAAAGUGAUCACCGGUCCGUUGAAUCCCUAUUCAAUGCAAUAUCUUCGAUAUUUGAAACAAUUUUUUCAAAUUAUGUUCAAAAUCGAGAAUGCACAAGAAAUUCCUCGAGUGAAGAAUGAAAAAAUGGAAGAAGAUGAAGAGGAAGAUACUGAUGACAACGAAGAUGGUGAAGAAAUGCGUGGAUCAGACGACGACGAGGAUGAUGAAUUGAAAACUGGCAGUCCGAAAGUUCUUCUAACUGCCAUUGGCAUUGGUUAUCACAACCUAACGAAAACUUUGAUUUAA
Messenger RNA from Adineta ricciae, 1221 nucleotides. Lineage: Eukaryota; Metazoa; Rotifera; Eurotatoria; Adinetida; Adinetidae. The record is from the annotation of a GenBank genome assembly.